AAUUGUCCCAUCAUGGAGGGUGGUGAUUGUCUGAUUGAUUGAUUGAAAAAAAAAAAAUGAAACCCUGCCCGGCUUUUUCGCCUCCCCGAUCGCGCAUUCUUGCCCGCCCGGUACCUUGGGCCCGGAUGGCAUCAUUGGCUGCUUAUCUCCCUAUCAUAUUCUCUCCUUUGGCCUCAUGGAUGGAAGAAAAGGACAAUCAAUAUCAAUGAAUACUACCAUCGUAGUAGAACAACCAUGGAUUGUUUGUGGUUUCCACAUAGAUAAGACGGACCCAUGUUAUAGAAUAGAAGGGAAAGCACCUAAUCUGUCCACAGUACAUGUGGCUAAAGGUGGAGGCCAGGUGAUCUUCAAGGCUGCAUGUCCGGAGUAUUCCAGUCCACUUUGUCUCUGUCGGUAUGUGUGUAACGAUGUAUGUGCUACUUUAGUAGGAUGUACGUGCUCACUAGGAAUGCCCAGGAUCAAGGCAUACGUGCAUCCUUCCGGUCUUUCCCUUGAUGUCGCCAUACAAAUUGAUGACCUCCUUUAUUAUACAUUAAGUAAUUUAAUUUUUAUUCUGGUUCAUUGCUUUCUUGCCCACUCCGCCAUUCCCUCAUAUCUACAAACUUGAUGAGACAGACCCGUUCCCCUACGUAGUAGCCUCUGGUGAUCCCUUUCCGGAGGAUCUCUUUCUUAUCAGGAGAUGAUUAGUUGACUUGAUCUGUUCCAUGGAAGCACUUAUCUCACCGAUAAGCCAAGUUUGGUCCUGAAGCCGUCCGCGGCCGAACAUGUUCAGCAGUGAAAAGUAGGUAGGACUAAUUAGUGAGUCUAGGUACCUCCGACCGUGCGGUUUUACGUAUGGGUAAUCAUGGUCCCCACCCCCAGCUUUCUCUCUUCUCACACCCACUCUCUUCCUCUCUCUCUCCUCGUCCAAUUCCUCUGGUUUCUUAUCCCUCUCUGUUUCUUCUACCUUACGGGUUGUUUCCAGCCUUUCAGGCCCUCCCGUAGCGCCAGUCUAAAAAGUCGCCACCGCCCAACCAACGGGACCGGAAGUGGUUUUUCACUAAGGAGGCCUGGACGGUCUAGAGGCAGAAAUGUUG
Molecule: messenger RNA, 1076 nt
Organism: Aspergillus welwitschiae
Lineage: Eukaryota; Fungi; Ascomycota; Eurotiomycetes; Eurotiales; Aspergillaceae
Exons: 1
Coding region: 176-607 (143 amino acids)
Source: RefSeq, a predicted model, not a curated record